UUGUUCCCAGCGCGGCUUCAGCCCUGCCCUCGCCUCUCUGGCCUCCGAGGCUUGGGCGGCCCGCGGCCCGCCGCCGCCCGGAGUGGACAGGCGCGCCCGGGGGGCUGCUCUUCUCCGACCCGCCCGUCUCCUCCCAGCAGGGGCUGGGGGCCUCAUCCGGCCCUGCGCCCCCCUGCUGCUGUAGGCAGGCGUCGAGAAGCCAGGCGAUCGGGGUCGGGACGCAAACACAAACAUCUCCCGAGCGCUGGACCUGUGCAGUUUUGCUACAGCGUCGCCGGCUGCCCACAGCCGCGCUGGGAGCUAGGAGGUGCCCAUUCCCAGAGCUGGAGGAUUCGAAGUCGGAACCCCUCGUGUUCACCCCAGCGUGACCUAAAACCCAGGUCACUGUGCGAGGCAGUCAGGGAGAGAAGCGGUUACUUGUCUGAGCAAGUCGAAGGCGGAGAUGAGGCACACCUGCCGCGGUACCAUCAACCUGGCCACGGCCAACAUCACUGUGGAGGACUCCUGCAACUUUGUCAUCUCCAACGGGGGCACGCAGACCUACCACCUGAAGGCCAGCUCGGAGGUGGAGCGGCAGCGCUGGGUGACCGCGCUCGAGCUGGCCAAGGCCAAGGCUGUCAAGAUGCUGGCAGAGUCAGAUGAGUCUGGAGACGAAGAGUCUGUCUCGCAAACGGACAAGACCGAGCUGCAGAACACCCUGCGGACCCUGUCCAGCAAGGUGGAGGACCUGAGCACAUGCAACGACCUGAUCGCCAAGCACGGCACUGCCCUGCAGCGCUCCCUCAGCGAGCUGGAGGCCCUCAAGCUGCCGGCUGAGAGCAACGAGAAGAUCAAGCAGGUGAAUGAGCGGGCCACGCUCUUCCGGAUAACGUCCAACGCCAUGAUCAACGCCUGCAGAGACUUCCUCAUGCUGGCCCAGACCCACAGUAAGAAGUGGCAGAAGUCGCUGCAGUACGAGCGAGACCAGCGGAUCCGGCUGGAGGAGACCCUGGAGCAGCUGGCCAAGCAGCACAACCACCUGGAGAGGGCCUUCCGUGGGGCCACGGUGCUGCCUGCCAGCACCCCUGGCAUUGCCAGGCCCGGGAAAGAUCAGGGCUGCGCGGGCAAAGGGGACAUGAGUGACGAAGACGACGAGAACGAAUUCUUUGAUGCCCCAGAGAUCAUCACCAUGCCAGAAAGUCUGGGCCACAAACGCACCGGCAGCAACAUCAGUGGAGCCAGCAGUGAUAUCAGCCUCGAUGAGCAGUACAAGCACCAGCUAGAGGAGACCAAGAAGGAGAAGAGAACCCGGAUCCCAUACAAGCCAAACUAUAGCCUCAACCUGUGGAGCAUCAUGAAGAACUGCAUCGGAAAAGAGCUCUCCAAGAUCCCCAUGCCGGUGAACUUUAACGAACCCUUGUCCAUACUUCAGCGCCUUACUGAAGAUCUGGAGUACCACGAGCUGCUAGACCGAGCUGCGAAGUGCGAGAACUCUCUAGAACAGCUCUGUUAUGUUGCAGCUUUCACCGUGUCCUCCUACUCCACUACUGUCUUCCGUACCAGCAAGCCAUUCAACCCGAUCCUCGGGGAGACCUUUGAGCUAGACCGGCUGGAGGAGAACGGGUACCGGUCCCUCUGUGAGCAGGUGAAUCAUCACCCCCCUGCUGCCGCGCACCAUGCUGAGUCCAAAAAUGGCUGGACGCUACGCCAGGAAAUCAAAAUCACCAGCAAGUUCCGAGGCAAAUACCUCUCCAUCAUGCCCCUCGGUACCAUCCACUGUAUUUUCCAUGCAACUGGGCACCACUACACCUGGAAAAAAGUUACCACAACAGUGCACAACAUCAUCGUGGGCAAGUUGUGGAUAGAUCAGUCUGGUGAAAUUGAUAUUGUCAAUCACAAGACAGGAGACAAGUGUAAUCUUAAGUUCGUUCCUUAUAGCUACUUCUCUCGGGAUGUAGCGAGAAAGGUGACAGGGGAGGUGACCGACCCAGCAGGAAGAGUUCACUUUGCCCUUUUGGGGACCUGGGACGAGAAGAUGGAUUGCUUCAAAGCCCAGCCAGCCGCUGGGGAGAACGGGGGUGAUGCCCGGCAGAGAGGCCACGAAGCGGAGGAGAGCAGGGUCACACUGUGGAAAAGGAACCCUCUGCCGAAGAAUGCAGAAAACAUGUACUACUUUUCAGAGCUCGCGCUCACUCUCAACGCCUGGGAAGGGGGCACCGCGCCCACAGACAGCCGGUUGCGGCCCGACCAGAGACUGAUGGAAAACGGGCGCUGGGAUGAGGCCAAUGCUGAGAAGCAGCGCCUGGAGGAGAAGCAGAGACUGUCCCGGAAGAAGAGGGAAGCGGAAGCCAUGAAAGCCUCGGAAGACGGUAGCGCACCUGCCCGCCCACUGUCCCGGUGCACGGCGGGUGCGGCCCUGACUGGCUCGCUUUCCCCUUCCCUUGCAGGCACGCCACACGACCCCUAUAAGGCCCUGUGGUUUGAGCGGAAGAAGGACCCUGUCACCAAGGAGCUAACCCAUAUUUAUAGGGGUGAAUACUGGGAUUGCAAGGAGAGGCAGGACUGGAGCUCGUGCCCCGACAUUUUCUGACGUGGCUGUAGCAAAGCAAGAGCGUCGGACGGAGGCAAGGGCAGAGGAUGCGCGGCAGCGGGCCUGUGCGGCCUACCAAGCGCUUCCUGAGUUCGUCUGUCCUAACCAAUCACUCUCCGCACCAGUCAGCAGAGGCAGAGCCCGGUGUGGGGAUUGGCUGCUGGCCUUAGCGGUUGACCCAGAAAUGGACGCUCCAGACCCCGGUGUGCAGGGAGAGGCAGGUGCAGUGGCUGAGCUGCUGAGGUCUGCUUCCUCGGCUCUUCCUCCCUCUGCCCCCACUGAUGCCGAUGUCCUCCCCGCGCGUUGCAUCCUGUUGGUGCCGUCCAGGGCAAGCUCUCUCUGAAGUUCCUUAGAAAAGAAACACGGGGGACUGGAGCAGCAGGGCGCCUAGGUCUGACUCAGAGUUCACACCUGGCUGGCUGAGCGGCCUCCCCCAACGUGGCUGAGCUGCUGGGACGCCGUGGAGGCUGUUCGCCGGGGCUGGAGCGUUCGGUUCCUUUCUUGGCGUUGCCGUCCGCACUUGGGGGACGCCUGUCCCGUCUGCUCCUCUCCACCUCACAGCAGCGAGGCCAGCCGGGCGAGAGGGCCUCACGGCGCGGGGUGCAGCCUUCCUCGGGCCAAGAACUGAGACCCCAGGACGAGGGGGAACGACAGCCACCCUGACCCUCGGCCCCUCUCCCCGUCCUUCAUUGCCUUCCUCGCUUCGCCAGCCCCGGGCCCAGGCGCCCGUCUGGAGCAGCACUCGCCUGUCCUGCUCUGAUGUCCUUCAGAAUCCGAGUGGCGUUAGCCUGGAAUAGCUGUGUCACCGUCUCAGGCCCCGCGGACUGGAGCCGCCUCUGGAAUGAUGUGUUGAAUCCCUGUAUAUUAUAUAUAUGUAGAGAAAAACCUAACUAUUUGUUUGAUUUCCUUGCUUCCCGUUAAGAGUCUUGGUUUUGAUAUCCGUGGCCUCCCCGGGACUUGGGCGUGUCGCCAUGGGCGGGCGCCCUCCAUGCACAGCUUCAGGGCCAUGGGGAGUGAGCAGGUCACGUCUGGCCGGAACCGAGCGGGACCCUGUCCGUCGAAGCCUGAGCUGCCCGCUGCCUGUCCUCUUCUGUUACAAGGAGCCUGGUAGAACGUCGGGAGGGCGGCUUCCAGCGCACAGCAUGAGCCCAGAGGCCUUCCUAGGACCAGGCGCUGGAGCGCCGUUCAUCCCGGCUGGCAGUCGUGGUCCUGCUCCUUCCUCAGUCACUCAGUAUUUGUUGUAGUUGUCUUGUUCAGAAGUUGCACCCCCGGGAGACCCACCCUUGGUUGAGGGUCACAAAUUGAGGUGCCUUCCUUGUAUGCUUUUUGUUAGUGGUUUUGUUUUCCUUAACUGCUGAGCCUCAGCCAGUGUGGGUCUGGGGGGAAAUACCAUUCCAGAGGAAGCCUUCCCUGCAGGGAAAUUGGGCUUUACUGGGCAACUAGUACUUCUAAUCCCCCUGCUCCCUCUGCCCUAGCUGCGAUGAGCCUGAGAAGGAGUUUCUCCCGAGCGCCUUCCCCAGCACCAGCUAAGUUUGCCGUUGAAGCUCAGCCUCCUCAGCUGAACGCCCCACUUCCCGCCCUGUUCUUCCUCUACCGUCUGCACUACAUUUCUGGCUCACCCCAGACCCCUGCUAAUGGAAGGAGCUUAGAGCCUUCAGGUGGAAUAAAGUCACAUCAAAACAGAACUA
Molecule: messenger RNA, 4257 nt
Organism: Heterocephalus glaber (naked mole-rat)
Lineage: Eukaryota; Metazoa; Chordata; Mammalia; Rodentia; Bathyergidae
Gene: Osbp
Product: oxysterol binding protein
Cellular component (GO): cytosol; plasma membrane; perinuclear endoplasmic reticulum
Molecular function (GO): sterol binding
Source: RefSeq, a predicted model, not a curated record